UCUAGAGCCGUCUGCACCCUGCAGUCUUCACGUCAGUUUUUGAAAGCAAAAGCAAAUAGCUCUACUAGACAAGUUGGUUUAAAUUUCUGUCAGUUUUUGUUUGUAACAGAUUUGUAGCUGCUAUACAUUAAACAUGAACAAUUCACGCCAGUUUGGGGGUAGUCCGUAUAGCAACAAUAACUCGGAAAUUAUGUGCCGGAUUUGUCAUGAGGGAGAGAGCAAAGAAGAACUCUUUUCUUUCUGCAAAUGCUCUGGAACUGUUGCUAUGGCUCACAGGUCUUGUCUAGAGAAAUGGCUGUCAACUGCCAACUCGUCAGCUUGUGAAAUAUGUAAAUUCAAUUUUCAAACCUCACGAAGGCCAAGACCCAUCCUUGAUUGGUUUCGUAACACAGAGUCAUCUCAAGACACAAAUAAUUUGAUUGGAGACUUGGUGUGCUUCAUUGUUCUCAGUCCUCUUACAAUUGUCUCCUGUUACCUCUGUGUGGUUGGGGCUUCCCAUUAUAUGGUGAAGAGAGGUGUCAGUUGGGAAGCAUCAGGCUUGAUUGUUCUUUCAGUGAUCCUUGCCACUGUCUACUGUGUCUGGCUUGGAGCCACCAUCAGACAUCACGUUCGCACAAUGAAAAAAUGGCAAGAGAGUCACCAGUCUGUUGAAUUGAUUUCAGUCAGGACCACAAUGAUUAAUUUGGAAGAAAACAACAAUGACUGCCCUCCAAUCAACCUUCAGCAGUCAAUGUAGCAGGGACAUAUUUUUAAAAUUGAAGAAUGUACCUCAUGCAUAAUCUCUUUAAUACCCUGCAAGCCAAAUCGUUUCGUCUCACUCAAACUGCCUUACAACCUUGCCCAAAUUUUAAUUACAUUUUAUUGUGGUAAUAAUAUUAUGCCAGAUGUUUGUACAAAUAUUAUGUUCCCUUGAUUUUCAGUUGUGUUCCUGUCAAUACUCUAAAACAAGUUACAGGUCACUAUUUGUUUAUUUUGUAUUGAUAAAACAAAAGAUAUACACGCGUUCCUCCAGAGAUUAAAA
Molecule: messenger RNA, 1021 nt
Organism: Daphnia pulicaria
Lineage: Eukaryota; Metazoa; Arthropoda; Branchiopoda; Diplostraca; Daphniidae
Product: E3 ubiquitin-protein ligase MARCHF3-like
Exons: 4
Coding region: 134-736 (200 amino acids)
Biological process (GO): protein ubiquitination
Molecular function (GO): ubiquitin-protein transferase activity; zinc ion binding
Source: RefSeq, a predicted model, not a curated record